AUGGCUGACAUCAUUAACAAAGGCCGCAUCAGACAACGCUCUGUUGUCAUCACCCUACUUGAUCUGAAGAAUGCUUUUGGCGAAGUCCACCACAAUCUCAUCCAAUCAGUACUCGACUACCACCACAUCCCAGAACACAUAAAAUUCGUUAUAAAAAGUUUAUACACUGAUUUCCAAACCUCAAUAAUUAUCUCCGAAUUCCGCGCCCCUUUUAUAUCUGUUGGCCGUGGCGUAUUGCAAGGAGAUUGCCUCAGUCCUCUUCUUUCCAAUAUGUGUUUUAAUACUUUCAUCCAACAUAUAAAAGCCGAAAAGUACCGCCAGUUUGGCUUGUCCAUCAAGCUAUUAAAUCCUAUCCACUUGUUCCAGUUCGCUGAUGACGCAGCCGUAAUCGCUGGCCAAGAAUCUGAAAACCAGCAUCUCUUAAAUCGUUUUUCCAUCUGGUGCCAAUGGUCCAAUAUGAUUAUCAGAGUCGAUAAAUGUAGUACCUUUGGCAUCAAGAAAGCCAUCACAAAAUCAGUCCAAUAUUUGCCGAAACUCCUCAUCAACAAUAAUAUGAUACCAACAAUAAAGAUUGGAGGAGCAUUUCAAUAUUUAGGACUUUACUUUGAUUUUAAAAUGUCGAAUAAUAACCAUAACACUGAACUAACCACUCUCGUUAAUGAACCAAUGACUGAUAUUGACUCGAAGCCACUCCAUCCUAGAAAUAAGCUUCUCGUGUACAGUCGUUAUGUCUUAUCCAAAUUAUCCUGGCAUUUCACCAUCGCAACACUUUCUAAAACAUGGGUUAUUUAAAAUAUUGAUCCCGUAGUCAACCAAUACAUCCGUAAAUGGCUUGAAAUUCCAAUCUCAGGAACACUAAGUACUGUUUUUCUAACUUGUAACAAAUUUGGUCAAAGUAUUUAUCCUCCAUCGGUGAAAUUUAUCCAAUGCUAAACAGUUCUUCGAAAAGCUUUAAAACUUUCUCCUAAUCAAUCAAUUAACGAACAGUGGAAAUCUACUAAUACUCAUACUAAUAUCCAAUACGACUUUUAUAACUCAACCAAAGAAGUGCUUAAAGAUUUUCGCUCUGAACAUGAUGAUAAACUCAAAAACCAAUUAACUUGUCAGGGAUUCUUUUUCUCUAAUUUAACAAAGUUGUCGCAUCUUAACAAAGUGUGGUCUACUGCUCAAUCAAAACUUCCGAAAAACAUUUAUAACUUUACUAUACGCUAUAUCAAUAACUCUCUUCCGACACGUAAGAACCUUAACAGAUGGGGAUUGUCUUCAAGUUCAGAAUGCUCCUUUUGUCUCGGCCCAGAAUCAUUAUUGCACGUGGUCGCUGGAUGUCAGUGUCAUCUCGAUCGAUUUACGAGAAGGCACAAUUCAAUCCUGAACUUUCUUGCCAAUACCUUGCAAAUUGUGAACGGUUCUGCCCUCUACGCUGAUGUGCCCGGAUUCAAAAGUCCGUCAAUAAUAACUGGUGAUACGUAUCGGCCGGAUUUGUUGCUAUCAUUAUCAAAUGGCUCUUUCCACGUCGUCGAGCUCACUGUUGGCUAUGAGACAAACCUCGAGAACAACGUUAAACGGAAAAAAUCCAAAUAUAGAGAACUAGUAAGACAGCUAGAUGAAAAUUUUAACGAAGUAAACUUUGUUAAUCUUUCCAUGAGCUCCCUAGGUAUUUUUGCGCAAGAAUGCUCUACAUUCUUAGAAAUGCUAGGAAAUGUUGGUCUCGACAUAAACUACCAAACGUACUGUGUUAGGAAAAUGAUGAUUAUUGCCAUUCGAAGUACUUAUUACAUUUUCUGCUGUCGAAAUAAGGAAUGGGAAAGUCCGGACUUGUUAACUAUUUGA
Paramuricea clavata is the source of this 1830-nucleotide messenger RNA. The record is from the annotation of a GenBank genome assembly. NCBI's taxonomy places the organism in Eukaryota, Metazoa, Cnidaria, Anthozoa, Malacalcyonacea, Plexauridae.